CACCCGGCUGCGAGUGUGAAUGAGCUUGUUGUUUGCAGCUGCAGUCGUUGCCUCUUGCGCUUGCUGCAGCUCUCCGGCGCUGUGGCGAAGCUGACUUUUCUCAUUGGCAGAUGAUGCGCUCUUUCGAUCGGAGUGGAGACCGAUUCUGACGGCGGCCCUCGCAGCCUAGAGCUGAAGCAGUACCGUACCAGAAAACAUCCACGACAGCGCUAGGAGAAAGCUCUCCAGUCAACCAAGACAAGUAAAACAAGAAAGAAUUUUUGGGGGGUGGGGUGGGGGAAGAGGAGGUUGUGUGGUUCUGGCAGGGUGGGAGAGACGGCGGUUUUGGGCACCGCUGUCCUCUGGAGCGGGAUGGACCAGGGCACGUGGGCCCUGGAGCUGACGGGGACGUUCCUCUCCGGGGUGGCCUGGCUCUGCACGCUGGCCGCCACCGCCACCUCGCAGUGGCUGACGUUGUCCACCAGCCUGCUGCCCACCGAGAGCUACGAGCUGGGCCUGUGGGAGACCUGCGUGGUGCAGGAGCUGGGGGCCACGCAGUGCAGGCCCUACAACAGCCUGCUGGGCCUGCCCCCGGACAUUCGGCUGGCCCGGGCCCUCAUGUGCACGGCCCUGGGCUCCGGGCUCCUGGGACUCCUGCUGGCUGUGCCCGGCCUCCGCCUGGUCAACAGCUGCGAGGGCCCGCGGGCGCGAGGGGCCAAGAGGACGGCCAGGAUCCUGGGGGGCGUGUUCUGCCUGGCGGCUGGCGUGCUGGGGCUGGUUCCGGUGUCCUACAUGGCACACCUGACGGUGCUGCGGUUCUUCGACGAGAGCGUGCCGGACGUGGUGCCGCGCUGGGAGUUUGGGAACGCCCUCUUCUGCGGCUGGGCCGCCGGGCUCCUCCACCUGCUGGCUGGGGGCCUGCUGGUGGGCUCCUGCCUCUUCUGUCAGGGGCCCCCCCACACAGAGACGAUCCCCCUACAGACAUCCAUGAACAGUCUGGCUGAUCACUCCCCUGGGACCAAGUCAGAGUACGUCUGAACGGAGACCAGAAACUGAAUCACCUUAUUACUGCCCGAGACAUCUUUUUUCUUUCUCUCGCUUGCUCCUUUACUUCUCUCUCUCUCAUUUCUCCUUCUCUGCCAAAGCUGGAAGCCUUAGUGUUCAUUAGCUUUAGUAUACUAUUCUGACUAUAUUUUUAUGGUAAUGUAGCUAGGACAAUUCUUAGGGCAAUACUCUGCUUUAAGAGCACUGCUUUAAGUAUUAGAAUUAAUUUCUGACAUGAAAAUUAAUUUAAAUACAUUUACUUGAAUGUAGACACAUUCGGCUGCUUCCUCUUUUUUGUUUGUUGUUUUGACCUCUAGAUUCUUAUGCUGCUCAUGUUAAUUCUGUUUCUAAUCAUUUUUUAAACAGACUUUUGCGAGAAAAUGCAAGAAUACAAUACAAUACAAAUCACAAACAUGAUUUAAAAAAAAUAAUCCUCGCUUAUAUCAUUCAUUUAUUUAGUGGCCACAUAAAUGGUAUAAACAAAUGUAUUGUUAUUAUAUGUAUACAUAUAAUCAGAUUUGGAGGUUACAUGCACACUACUACACAUGAAGCAGAAUUUUCUAGUUGCUACAUCAUAUUAUUUGCCUGUAAAUUUAAUUUUCUAACUCAGAAAAAGCAUAUUUUCUGUUUGGUUCUUUCACUUUCUCAAGCAGCAUUGUGUUGUAUAGUGGUUAGGUGACUGGGAUUGUUACUCAAUUUCUGGUUCAAUUCCAAGGUGGGACACCGCCAUUGUACCCUUUAGCAAGAUACUUAGCCUGAAUUGCUUCAGUGAAAAUACAGCAGUAUAAAUUGAUCUGUGUGUAUAAACAAACAUUAAGCUGUGCAAAUCACUCUUGGUAAGAACGUCUUGUAAAUGCCAAAAAGAAAUCAGUAUGUCUGAAUGGUUAUUCACAAAAUGUGACCCAAAGAAACUACUAAUGCAUCUUAGUAGAUAAUCUCAGCCAAUGACAUUUGACAUUUGUCCUUAACUUUGACUAAAUAUUUUAAGAAAGAAUAUUUAUCUUCACAAACAGCUCAGCAAUCACUACUAUAAAAAGUGUAAUGUUUGCACUCAUUUGUAGAUCAAAGUUAUGGACAAUUGAUGAUUGAAUGCAGGCCUGAAUGCAUGGUGAUAUUCACAAUGAAAGAUUCCUGUGUGGACUGGGUGUGGAAUGGUGUGCCUGACCAGUUGAAAACGAAACGUGUUAUUCCCAUUUUGUUGUAAUUCAGACCAUGUGAGAACAGGUGGCAUGACUAAAUUGUUUAUAGAUUACCUAAACUGUAAAUUUGAGCAAGCUGUAAAGUUGUUGUACUGAAAUAACUAAAAUUGGCAAAUAUGUUCUGUAGA
Anguilla rostrata (American eel) is the source of this 2350-nucleotide messenger RNA. Its product is annotated as putative claudin-24. Lineage: Eukaryota; Metazoa; Chordata; Actinopteri; Anguilliformes; Anguillidae. The transcript has a single exon. Gene Ontology annotation, molecular function: structural molecule activity. Bases 352 to 1017 code for a protein of 221 amino acids. Gene Ontology annotation, biological process: cell adhesion; bicellular tight junction assembly. The record is from RefSeq and is a predicted model, not a curated record. Gene Ontology annotation, cellular component: bicellular tight junction; plasma membrane.